This is a messenger RNA of Paramormyrops kingsleyae, 3989 nucleotides long. It is a transcript of the gene thbs3a, whose product is annotated as thrombospondin 3a. NCBI's taxonomy places the organism in Eukaryota, Metazoa, Chordata, Actinopteri, Osteoglossiformes, Mormyridae. The record is from RefSeq and is a predicted model, not a curated record. Gene Ontology annotation, molecular function: calcium ion binding. Gene Ontology annotation, biological process: cell adhesion. Gene Ontology annotation, cellular component: extracellular region.
UCACUUCCACUCGGAGGGAGAGGGCAGCAUUCCUGGGAGGCGUGCGGCGCGAGAGCCAGUGCUCCCUGUUGUCUCUUGAACCCGGGUCAGAGCGCCACUUCAGAGUCUGCAAAGCUACUUGUCAGCCACAUUUGGGAUUUGAAAUCCGCAGUCACGACGGCACUUUCUUCUUCCUUUAGCAUCAGAAGAGCAGGAUACUCCUGGCAGACUUGCGCGCACCGCUUCUUGGAACAUGGGUGCUGUGCGAAUACUGACUCUUUUAUUUACACUCUCCGCGUUGGUAUAUACCGGCUUUUCCGAAUCGUCCAAUUUUCAGGAGAUGCAAGUGAUCGACGUGCUGACGCUGCAGGAUGCCAAGCAGAUCACAGCGGCGGUGGGGAAGGUGACCACGGCCCUCGGUACCGUCAGCGACAUGUACGUCGCCUCCACCUUCCGCCUGCCGCCGAAGCUGGGGGGCGUCCUGCUGGGCCUCUACAACAAGCAGGACAACAAGAAGUACCUGGAGGUAGCCAUCAUGGGGAAGAUCAACAAAGUUCUUGUGCGUUACGUGCGGGAGGACGGGAAACUCCAUACUGUCAACCUCCAGAACGCCAACCUGGCAGACGGACGGACCCAGUCCGUCAUACUGCGCGUAGCAGGACUCCGCAGGGACAACCUCCAAUUAGAGUUAUACAUCAACUGCCGAUUGGCCGAUUCCAGCCAGGGUCUACCCCCCUUGGUGCAGUUGCCGGCUGACCCAGAGCUUGUGGAUAUUCGUAAUGGGCACAAGGCAUAUGCUAGGCUGCAGGGUGCCGUAGAGUCUCUGAAAUUGGCUGUGGGGGGGUCUGUAGCCAAAGCUGGCGUUCUGACUGACUGCCCCUUCCAGGGUGAUUCCUCCUCUUUGCACAACACAGUGACAGGAGAAGUGAACUCUGUUCUUGGUGACCACACAAAGGCUCUGAUUGGGCAGCUAAUUAUCUUCAACCAGAUUCUGGGGGAGUUACGGCAGGACAUUAGAGAACAGGUGAAGGAGAUGGCUUUGAUCAGGAACACCAUACUGGAGUGUCAAGUGUGCGGCUUCCAUGACCCCCGAUCCCGCUGCUCACCCAACCCGUGUUACAAAGGCGUGUCCUGCAUGGAGUCCGCGCAGUUCCCAGGGUACCGCUGUGGGCCCUGCCCCGAGGGCAUGACCGGCAAUGGAACUCACUGCCAGGAUAUUGAUGAGUGUGCUCUUGCACAGCCGUGCUUUCUGCCCUCGGGGUGCAUCAACACGGCCAAAGGCUUCUCCUGUGAGCCCUGCCCCCCCGGGUUUGCGGGACCACCUCUGAGCGGAGUAGGCGUGGAGUACGCCAAAAGUAAAAAGCAAGAGUGCAGAGACAUCGAUGAGUGUGUUGAGGUGGACAACGCUUGUGCCCCCAACUCUGUGUGCACCAACACAGUGGGCUCCUUCAAGUGCGGGCACUGCAGAGCGGGCUUUGUGGGGAACCAGACGGCCGGCUGCCUCCCUCGGAGGUCUUGCGCCACGUUGAGCUUCAACCCCUGUGAUGUCAAUGCGCACUGCAUCAUUGAGAGGAAUGGGGAUGUGUUCUGUGCGUGCAAUGUGGGCUGGGCUGGGAACGGCAACACCUGUGGCCCAGACAUCGACAUCGACGGCUACCCGGAUGAGAAUCUGCCCUGCAUAGACAACGACAAGCACUGCAAAGCGGACAACUGUGUUUACACACCCAACUCUGGGCAGGAGGAUGCAGACAAUGACGGUAUUGGGGACCAGUGUGACGACGAUGCCGAUGGGGAUGGAAUCAAGAACGUGGAGGACAACUGCCGGCUUGUGGCCAACAAAGACCAGCAGAACACUGACACGGACUCUUUUGGUGACGCCUGCGAUAAUUGCCCCAAUGUUCCCAAUAUCGACCAGAAAGACACGGACAACAAUGGCGAGGGUGACGCAUGUGACAAUGACAUCGAUGGAGAUGGCAUCCCCAACGUGCUGGACAACUGCCCCAAGGUCCCCAACCCUAUGCAGACAGAUCGGGAUGGCGAUGGGGUCGGCGAUGCCUGUGACAGCUGCCCCGAAAUCAGUAACCCCAUGCAGACAGAUAUAGACAAUGACUUGGUGGGAGACGUCUGUGACACCAACCAAGACAAAGACGGGGAUGGUCACCAAGACUCGCGAGAUAACUGUCCAGACAUCCCCAACGGGUCACAGCUUGACUCUGACAAUGAUGGCAUCGGUGACGAUUGUGACGACGAUGAUGACAAUGAUGGGAUCCCGGACUUUGAAGGUCCUGGACCGGACAAUUGCCGGCUUAUUCCCAAUCCCAAUCAGAAGGAUUCGGAUGGUAAUGGGGUUGGAGAUGUAUGUGAGAAUGACUUUGACAACGACACCGUGAUGGAUCUCGUCGACGUGUGCCCGGAGAGUGCGGAGGUCACGCUGACCGACUUCAGAGCUUAUCAGACGGUCAUCCUGGACCCUGAAGGAGACGUCCAGAUCGACCCCAACUGGGUGGUGCUCAAUCAGGGUAUGGAGAUCGUACAGACCAUGAACAGUGACCCUGGUUUGGCUGUGGGCUACACGGCCUUCAAUGGAGUAGACUUCGAGGGCACCUUCCACAUCAACACGGUGACGGACGACGACUACGCCGGCUUCAUCUUUGGCUACCAGGACUCCUCCAGCUUCUACGUGGUCAUGUGGAAGCAGACGGAGCAGGUCUACUGGCAGUCGGUGCCCUUCAAGGCAACAGCCGAGCCGGGACUGCAGCUCAAGGCGGUGAAGUCGCGGACCGGCCCAGGGGAGUUCCUGCGCAAUGCCCUGUGGAACACAGGGGACACGUCGGGCGAGGUCAAGCUGCUGUGGAAGGACCCCCGAAACGUGGGGUGGAAGGACAAGACUUCAUACCGCUGGCAUCUCAGUCACCGGCCCCAGGUGGGGUACAUCCGGGUGAAGCUGUACGAGGGACCAGUACUGGUGGCGGACUCUGGUGUCGUCUUUGACACUUCCAUGAGGGGAGGACGUCUGGGUGUGUUCUGCUUCUCACAGGAGAACGUCAUCUGGUCUAACCUGCGCUAUCGCUGCAACGACACUCUGCCAGAUGACUUCAAUCACUACCGCCAACAAGUGCAGAUGAACCUCAUGGUGUGAGGAGCGUGAAUCAGAAGACAAAGAGUGUUGACCCAGAGACCGCAGCACAACUUGUGUCUCUGCCAACUGCUGUGUGCGUUUGUGUGUGUGUGUGUUACUUGGGACGGAAACCAGACCCUUUGUAAGCAGACUCAUCUGUUGUUCUGAAUGGUAACAGCUGAAUUAAAUAGAUAAUUAUGUAUGUAACGUGUGCCCUGGGAUGUAGGGGUGUCCUUAGCCUUGUUUUAUAACAGAGACUCUAGGCUCACUGUACUGGGUGUGGUAUGGAAAAGGACAGAAUGACUGGAAAAUUACAGGCAUUUCCUCAGGCUGCGUGGCCACGAUGUGAAGGUAGCACUGCGCACACCCGAUUAGCAGAACAUUUUUUGGAUAUUUGUCUGUUUCUGGGAGUCCAGGUGCGUGUGUGUGGCCAGCGCACACGCAUAGCUCAGCGUGACCAUACAGAUAAUGGGGUGCUGUCAUUCUGACGCCACUAAAACAAAGUAACUUAUUUGAGUUUUAACUCCCAGUCAGGUUGUCUCUUUCAUCUCAGCUCUACCAAUAAACAAACAGAUAAAUGCAAAGAUAUAAGCUAGCAUGUUUCUGGAAAUGAAGAGUAUGGUUCCGGCUGAUGGUUCUAAAAUAACUUCAGGAAUUGCUUUGUAUAAAUGUUGAGUAGUUAAAAAUUACAUAAAGAAGUGCUUUAAAAUAUUAAAUAUGCAUUUAUUUUGAAAGUCAAGAUAAAACAUACAAAUACACAUUGUCCAGUUGAUCCCGUCUGUUGCUGUAGUUUGAUAUAUUUUUAUGAAUUUUGGUGCACAUGCAUUCUGUAUUUAAGCUUGUGAGUCAUCAGCUAAUAAUCAAAUAUGAAAUAAAGCCCCAAUAACCAGUA